UCAUGUGAUUGUUUUUAAUUUUGGAUUCUAACCUCAAUCAAGAAAUUGUUUGAACGAUUUAUUUGGUGAAUUGAAUUAUUUUAAUUAAAUUUAAUUUAAUUUGAACCAGUAAAUUAACUUUAAUUUGAAAAACAUGGCAAGCAGCCGUUUAGAAAGAAUUGGCACAAUUUAUACAAGAGUGGAGGGACUUCUCACAAAAGGAGCAAUAAAACCAGAUGACAGGCCUUUGUGGUUUGAUGUGUACAGAGCUUUUCCACCUCUUGUGGAACCCAAGUUUGCUAAACCAAAACCAGAAAUCAAGCCUAUAAGACCAAUUCUUUACCCUGAGGAUAAUAUUAGAGCGAAAUUUCACUCCAAAGGGUAUGGUUUAGGAGCAAUAAAUAUGAUCAGCCAAACGGAAACACAAACCAAGCGACUUAUACAACAAUACACGAAACUGAGGUCCGAAGGAGUUUCAAACAAGGAUCUAAUUGAAAAAGCCGCAGAGAUUGUUGGUAGUGAGCGACAACUGGAGGCUACUAAGGCAAAAAUUACCGCUGAAAGCCCAGGAUCGGUUUCAGCGAAAGUCCUAGCCGAGGUCGACAUUAAGAACAUUUUCUCUGAAAAGUAAAUCGAUGUGAAUUUAGAAAUAAGUUAGAUUUAAUGUUGUUAUAGAUUUAGUCUUAGUGCAAUGGUUUUCAAUAAAUUACUAAUAAACUUAGUCUCUUAGUUU
Molecule: messenger RNA, 712 nt
Organism: Spodoptera litura
Lineage: Eukaryota; Metazoa; Arthropoda; Insecta; Lepidoptera; Noctuidae
Gene: mRpS23
Product: mitochondrial ribosomal protein S23
Biological process (GO): translation
Cellular component (GO): mitochondrion; ribosome
Molecular function (GO): structural constituent of ribosome
Source: RefSeq, a predicted model, not a curated record